Messenger RNA from Culex pipiens pallens (northern house mosquito), 1799 nucleotides. Its product is annotated as fibroblast growth factor receptor homolog 1-like. The record is from RefSeq and is a predicted model, not a curated record. The coding region runs from base 153 to 1799 and encodes 548 amino acids. Lineage: Eukaryota; Metazoa; Arthropoda; Insecta; Diptera; Culicidae. Gene Ontology annotation, molecular function: transmembrane receptor protein tyrosine kinase activity; ATP binding. Gene Ontology annotation, cellular component: signaling receptor complex. Gene Ontology annotation, biological process: positive regulation of kinase activity; protein phosphorylation; cell surface receptor protein tyrosine kinase signaling pathway. The transcript has a single exon.
AGCCCAACUUCUUCAAAGAUGAUUCAUCCAGUCAUAAUAAUUUCAUCAAUCGUUUGGAGACAAGCAUAACAAUUGAGGUAGAAAGUGACUCCCAACACAUUGUUCUACCAUGCGCUGCAGAUCGAAUCGCUGGGUUAACCAAUUUGACGUGGAUGAAAAACAUGAAUCCGAUAUAUCCCAGUGGAACUAACUAUGCGUACGAAAAUUCUUCACUGAAAAUUAUGAGAGUAAACAAAUCGGACAGUGCAGAUUACAGUUGUAAAGUGUGCAACAAUGUGGGAUGUGUUAGUUCAGUUGUAACAUUGCGUGUGUAUUACAAAAUCGGUGAUAACUCUAUGAUCAACACUACCGUGAAUAUUCACGAUUCGGUUGUAUUUUUCUGUUCCCUGCAGUACCACAGGAAUGCCGAUUUUGAGUAUCAAUUCUUCAAAUCGGGCUUUUCGGAAGUGAUGCCUCUAAUGAACUAUUUGAACUUGACGAAAGUUCGGAACACUGAAAAUAACGUACUGAAAUUGGAAAGUGUAUCCUUGGAAGACACGGGUUGGUACGUCUGUGUUGUAAUCCUCGAAGAAGAUGAAGUUGAAAGUGGAAAUAAGGUGGUUGCCUAUAAAAGUGCUUUUCUGCAAGUGCGCGGCAGUCCUUUGGAAUCUAGCUUUUUAAACCUGAAGUUUGGGGCGGUUUAUUUAGGACUGGUUGUUCUUCUUGUAGUUGCAAUAAUAUGGUCAAGUUUUGUAAUCAGUAAAAAUCAACAGAACAAGAGGGUUAAGGCAGAAACGGGAGACUCGCCAUGUGAACCCUGUGAUAGUUUGGAAAUGACCCACGUUCAAUCCGAGUGGCGAGGAUCGAUGAUAACCAUUGAUUACCGGUAUACUUCAACUCCAACACUAGAUUACGAGUUCCCGAUUGAUUGGGAUUGGAACCUCCAACGAAACGGUGUAGUCUUGGGCACGUUGUUAGGUGAGGGGGCAUUCGGAAUGGUUUUGUUAGCCGAAAUGAAACAGGAUGAGGAAACCUCAACACCAGUGGCGGUCAAGAUGCUAAAGGAGGGUCAUACAGAUGAUGAUUUUAAGAAUUUAGUCAAUGAAUUGGAAAUUAUGAAAACGAUUGGUAAACAUCCAAACAUAAUUAGUUUGCUGGGAUGUUGCAUAGAAGACGGACCACUCUACGUUAUCGUUGAAUACGCCCGUCAUGGGAAUCUUAAGGAUUUCCUGAAGAGUCAUCGCUUCGAAGGAGAUUGUGGCAAUACUAUGAAAAACGUCAUUAAUACUUAUCAACUGAUUACAUUCGCUUCCCAAAUUGCCUUCGGAAUGGAGCAUCUAGAAUCAAUCAACGUCAUUCAUCGAGAUUUGGCUGCGCGAAACAUUCUGAUCGGCGAGAGACACAUCAUGAAGAUAUCGGACUUUGGAUUAGCUUUGAGCAGUUACAGCCAGAUAUCCAGAGGGAAACUUCCGAUGCGAUGGAUGGCUCCGGAAUCGUUGGAAUACCGUUUGUUCAGCUCUAAAUCGGACGUUUGGUCGUACGGAGUACUCUGCUGGGAGAUCAUGACUCUCGGCGGGAGUCCGUUGCAGUUCCUGAACACUUGGGAAAGCGUGCUUGAACAUUUGCAACAAGGAAAUCGACUGAAGCAGCCGCCAGAGUGUCCUGAUAAGGUGUAUCGUGUUAUGGAGGAAUGUUGGCAAUCUAAUCCCAGUCACCGUCCAACGUUUAGUUACAUUUUACAACAACUGGAGUAUUAUGCUGAGAAUCAAAUGGGUGAUAGGAUGCUGAAAACUAUUCCAAAUGAAUAUGAGUUUUUGUAA